AUGGCAACACCGCCCAAGAAGGCCCACUUAGGCCCUGAUAGGGCCGAGGGUAAGAAUGAAGCCGAAGGAAUCCGCAAGGUGCAACUUGGUAAGAGCAACGCCACCAGUAACGAAUCCAAAGUCCCGGUGUUUUCGAGGUCAAAAAGGUUGCGCAAUUCGCACACAGCAGCUAUAAACGCGGCUAGCAGGGAUACGGAAUGGAGAUUCAAUCUGGAAGAUAUAUCGCACGAACUUCCCAGGGGCCAGAUCACCAAGGCGUUGUUCGAAUUGGAGCAGUACAUUCGAGAUGCGUUGGUCGAGCACAAAUCAGCCGGAACCUACGAACACAUUACAGAAAUUCUGACCUUUAUAGGUUCGUAUGUCUUGGACCUUUUCCUCGAGGCAGAGUGGCUGUGUCUGUCAAGAGGACUGUCCAGCGCCUGCAUCUCGGUUAUGCGCACGGUCGAUGCCGCAACGCUGUCUACCCUUAUACACCAUUCGUUAAUGAGCCGGGAUGAACAACAUUCGAAGGAUGAACUGCACCGGAAGGUAUCCGAUUUACAUGCCCUGGCAAGCACCGAAGAGCUGCUCAAACUUAUGGGGGACGACGCAAUAAGGCUAUGCAUCACGUUGGUGUCAGAGGUGGGAUUCGAAACCCACCAAAAUCCCGAGUCAGCGGGGAUCGUGUCGGCCAGCGACGUGGUGAGCUACCACAAAAGCAGGAUAUCAGCACUCAAGGCUCUCAACCUGCUUCUGCUCAACCGUGGAUCGCGACCCCCCUGGAUAUGGAGAGAUGCAACUGAGUUAUAUUCUAUUAGCGAAACCCUGCGAGAAAUAUUGAGAGUGCUGGGAAAUCCGUCAUCGGACAGAGAUGUGCUGUGCCAGUGCGGCGUAUCCGCCAUAGCCCUGGUCCAUGCUGCCUACCAUGCGAACGAACCGAAACGAUCUGAGGAUAUCAUAAAUGGGUUUCUGGGCGCAUACGACAAAAUGGCGAGAAAGUUUCAGGGUGACGAGGGCAAAUGCCUGACGUCUGACGAUGAUGCGCUUAGUGCGUGCGAAUUAGGUGACCCAGAUCAGUUCGUUGGCCUGCUCAUCUCACUACCAAGCUUAGGCUGUCUCUCAGUGGUCCGCGGAAUUUUGACCUUCAUCUACAGCAAUAUGAAUAAAAAUGGAACGCAGAGGGGCAUCCCAGGCAGUACGGAGUUGGCGCAGCAGGCCAAAACUGCUACACCCGACGAAAGCAAUAUUUCUAUCGAUAACGAUGAAUUCAUCGUGGAAUCUCUCUGCCGAUGCCACAAAGUUUUCAAGAUAGCCACGGACACCUGCCUCCGUGUAGACGUCAACUACGCCACCCUGCAAGGUGUACAGCUGAUGAUGUCCUUCAUUACAGGGGAGACAUUUCGUUGCGAUAAACUCUACGCAUGCCUAACUGAACUGCCUGAACUCAUAUUCACGUUCUGGACUCGCAAGGUCAGGAGGGUAUCGAACUUAGCGGUGGCAACCUGGAGCAAGCUCAUGGAGCUCACCUUCGCCCUUCAGAAAACCACAUGUGACCCGAUCAUAACAAAGUACACCCACACCCUGAUCAAGGCGUCAACCGCUUCCUUCGGCAGUAACUUGAAGCUCAGGUACCUGGCACUGCAGAAUCUGCUGAAAUAUGUGGGACCAGAAGAAAUAUUGCGAAUGCAACCAUUCCUCUUCCCUCACCUGUUGUGCUCACUCGGUCUACCGGCAAUCAAGGGAUGUUCGACUGUAUUCCUAACGGAACUACUGACGAAGAUUUACGAGAUGAUACAGACCACCUGCAAGGCACACGGAGUGGCGGCUGCAGAUGAGCGCAAUAUUGCCUUAGUAGCUUUACAGUGCCUAACUUACCCUACUGUAAUAGCGAUGUUACACUCAAGACAACUUGCAAUUCCUUCUCCGGCAAAUGGCAGAUUGGUUCCCACGCAGAAUGUCUCAAGCGAACAACUCGAGAAUCGCGCUUGUGCCAUAGCCGACUCUUUCAAAAACGUGUUUGGCAAGAUAAACAAGGACUACGUCUUCGAAAUGCUCAGGCUCUCCACCACCUAUACCAAAUGCAACUUCUACAAGUACCUCAGCAAACAGGACCAGGACGAUCUUAAAGAACAAGGGGUUUACGUGGUGAAAGAUCACGGAGACCUGAAGGCUUGCAUAUCGGAUAUAAUUGCACUUAUCGCAAACACAUCGCACGUUGACACGGAAGAACGGAUUAUGCAUCUGGUGGCUCCAUUCAACUUCGCCGAAAGCAUGUGCCUCUGGAACGCCAGAACUCUUAACAGCGUGGACUUCGUUGAAAACAUAACUCUAGGCACUGAGCUGCAGGGCAUUAUUAUUAACGACUCGCCUGGUGUAUUCAAAUUCGAUAUGAAGACCCUGGAGAGCUUCCCGCAGGUUAAGCUGUUCUACAUCCCCAUCCAAAAGGUGAAGGAAGGGCUUACUCACAUCAAAAGCGACCUGUGCCUAAACGUGGUCAAGGCAGUUGCGUGUUCAACAAAAAAGAAAGAGCCCAUAAGCAGGCUGGAAAUGGAACUCAUGUUGUAUGCACUGCAGCACUGCAUGAGGACAUCACUGCCGUCAUUCAGGCAGCACUUCGUUGCAGCUGUCAAACCGUUCAUCCAAAGGCUGUUGGCCAUUGUAACCGCGAAGCCCGAGUUGCUCCAAGAAAUAUUGUCACGUGAUUUGGACAUUGCCCGGCUUGAAAACGAUAGGUUGGUGAUUCGGACGGAUGUAAACGCAAGCGAUGGCGACAUGGAAGCACCGGAUGACGUCAAGAGAACCGUUGCUCUACACUGUGCGUACAUGAAGCUCAUGAUGAAGGUGAUGGUGGUCACUAUCAACCCCUGCACCAGCGAUUUCAAAAACACAACAGCCCUGGAACUACUUCACAUGACCUUCCAUAUGCUAGGGGAGGCAGGGGCGUCCGUUGUCAACAUGACUUCGCUGUUCUGCAUCGACCUAAUCGCACCACUGUACAUGGCUCUGUUCUACAUGUCGACACGCCAGCAGGAACUGAUAAUGAAGACUCUUUUGUUGGUGCCUUCGUCCUUGUUGCGACAGGCGCUGACACUCUGCCACGGAGAAGGCACUCUCGAAUACAUGGUUAAGAAGGCCGCAUCUUCCCUGUGGAGCGUAAAGACCGUACCUUAUAUGGCCGGUUCUAAGGCACUAACACUUCUGCUUAGAGGGAUAUCUUUCAACGAUCGUGUAAAAACGGCACUUGGCAUUGGUGACCUGUAUACAGCAGUCCACAUGGAUGAACCAGGAGAUGCGGAAACAGAACACGAAGCCAUUUUGUGCGUGCUAGAAUUUUUCUCACAGCGUCUGAAACUGGUAUGCGACCGGUUGGAUAUCCACAUCAAUGUCAAUGACGCAGAAAUGGCGUCAUGCCCCGCUGGGCUGCUUUCUCUGCUCUCACACUAUAUGACCUCCAUACCGGUUCAGGUUUACUCAAAGGUGGUGAACACCACGCGCUUCUCCAAUGUAGUCGGAGUAUUAUACGAAAACCUGAAACGAAUCGCGAGCCACAUACUCAAGUAUGUGGGUAGGGAAUACGACCAGGAUGAGAGCAACUCGAAGGAGUACAAAAUCGACUGCAGAGGACACCUGGUCACUAAAAAUCGCACAUAUGACUUCACAUGUAUUGCCGAAUAUGACAAAAACUAUUUGGACUGCACUGUAUGUUCGGGAGAAUUCAAAUGCACCGAACUCAAGCUGCCAUCGACGCCCAAGUGCUCGGUACCCGAUGACAGUAACCUCAGGCCGUUCACCGUCCUGUGUUGGAAGAGCGUCUUCGAAUUCUGCAAUGCGAUGAGGUCCAUGCUGCAGUGGAUAUUGCCGCAAACCGUGAACGGCGCCAUUGCGCUUGACGUUAUAAGGAGUGCUGAGGGUGAGGACCCCGGUACAAACAUUCCGCUGUUCUAUGACAGGAUAGACGACAUUGGACGGUACCUCAUAGAGGCGCUCAUGUCGUGCCGUCACUUCGGAUGCACUGACGCUUUCGGCGACCUCAUGACAUGGAUAUGUAAAAAGCUUGUCAUACUCGGAUUACACUGUCCGCUCAAGGAGUGGCUGACAGUGCUGCUAGAUCUCAUCAAGGGGUACACCGGCAACAACAAGCAGUAUAACGAGCUAUUUGUAAUGUUGCGCGACUCGCACAGGAGGUCUGAACCCAUAGCACGCUCAUUCACCUCGAUCCUCAAGGCCGAAAGCGACAGGCAUAAACCAAUCCUGCUUCCGCUGGUGGUGGACACACUGCUUCAACUGACGAGCACGGAACGCCCGCUAUAUGGAAACGACGAUAGCGAUUUCACUGCUGUUGACAUUCGCAUCCACUCCCUCAACAUCUUGUGUGCCCUCUUCCGAUGCAAGGAGCUUCGCUGGUCAAACAACAUACACGCCGGAAGUGCGUUAUGCGCAAGUCUCCGGAACAUGGCGCACGGAGAUUGGUCGGUGCGCAACUCCGCGUCGCUGCUGUUCUCUUCGGUGCUACAUCACCUUACGGGAAGUGACGUCAAUCUUGCAUCCACAGACGCCCUUCUAGACCAGAAACUGUCAUUGUGCAACAAUGACGAACUGUCAACGCAGCUGAACAAGAUACUGGUUUCAGUCAAGGAGAUGACCGUGUACAGCUCAGAAAGCUAUGAGGACCUCAACCCAACCCCGGAAUACUCUGCACUUUACCAAAGUUCGGCUUUCGUUUUCAACUUCCUCAGCAGGAUCCCCAUAUACUCAUUCCCGCCGGAAGUGGCAUUCAUGCUUUCCGAAAACGUUGCAGCUAUGCUUUACUCCACAAACGCCUCAAUACGUGUCAUGGCUGCUAAGAUCCUCGCCAAAAACUGUAUGGACACCUCCCAAAUGAACAUACGGACACUGCUGGUACAGAGCUGCGUGUGCAUUUUGGAGGAAACGGGUAGCGGCAACCACAUUAACGGGAGGUUGAUGCUCAUAACCGAAUGCCUUGACCUCAUGAUUGCUAACGGGUUACAUGACGUAUGGGGGACAUCGACAAAUGAAGCAAACAUCUCGAACCAACUGGCUGAAAUACAGAAGCAAAUUUCAAGUGGAUACAUAACGAACCUGAUAAGUGUUGUAAGGGAGAAGGCACCGGCUGACGGGUUACUAAUAACCUUGUAUGCUGUGCUGAUAACCGCCAACUGCUUCGAAAACGUGCUCCAGGUUCUCAUCAUACUUGAAAAGAUGUGCCUGUUGCAUGCCAAGACAACAGACUUCGAUGAAAUGGCUUUAUCUGUGGAGCCUUCAUUCACGCCGGAAUCCUCUCAGGUGCUGCAGUGCAGCGCCGUACUUGCCCUGGCUGCUUCAUACCUCAUAGGCGAAGAUGUGCACCAACAAUGCAUCAAAACCAUAAGGAUGUUGCCAAAGAACAUACCCAUGCAAAACACAAAGCUGGAAUCAUUGUUGAAAACAUUCUCCACGGUCAGGGUUGACGGCAUGACGAAGGUUAGGGCAGCUGCUUCACUCGUCAAUUCCACAUUCCUCCUCACCAAAGCAGGUUCGCCUGCAGAUGGAAGACCAGGAGAUGAUUUUGUAUCCUUCGUGCAGUUCACUGUAUACACGUUACACGCGCUGUAUGGAAUGACAUCGCAUCAACGAGCACUAGAGGCCGCGCUGGGACGUGUGGCACAUCUUCUAGAGCACCCGCAGCUGGUAUGCUGCAAACCUGAGGAUCUCACCCACUUGUGGAAGGUUGGGAUGUAUAUCCUUUCCACCAAAUCGCAUUUCUUCAUUUGUAUAUCGGCGUUGCGUCUUUUCAAUGCCAUAGGGCAACAACACCUCCGUGAGCACCAAGUCCCCAUCGGUAUAUUCGACCAGGAAUGGGCAGAAAAGUUUUUAUUGGUUGCGACAGAACGCAUGAUGUACAAUUCAGAAUACCUGGUCGAGGCGUGGAAGAGCUGUCAUCUAUACGCCUUAUUGAGGCAGGGCAGCCGACCAGUGAACACAAAUAUAGUGCAACUCGGUUCUGGGAUGCUGCUGAAGAUGGUAGACCCUGGAACCGACGUGGCCGUGAGAACUGCCGCAGCGCAAUACUUGGAUGAACACGGGAUUCCACGCGUGGAUCACAGCCAUGAUGAAUGCAGCAUAACAGGGAUGUACGGACUACACACGAUUGUCGCCCUGUUUGUGAUGCUACAAGACGAAACCGAAACUGUACGUGCCAUGGCUGUCUCUACGUGCUCCAAAACCAUACCCACCGUGGACGUACGCGAUAUGUCCUCCAUGAAGGCGCACUUAUGCAUGGAACAUCUCCUCCAGUACGCGCUGGAAACGGUGCCGGCGGAGUGGCUUGUACGCUUGUUCGACCAACUCACGAUGCUGAACAAGGACCUGUACAACCAAAUCAACUAUAAGCUCGAACUGCAGCAGCAGAAUGUUCUGAAGCAAGGCUUAUACCUAACCACUUCCGAGAUCGAUUUCGAGGCGGAAGGGAUGCGCGACAUCACGAUGCUGGCGGAAAUGGACACCGUUUUCAACGUGGAACCGCAGAACAUGUACAACGAAACAUUGUUGUACAUGGUUAACGUGGACCGACUCCUUUGCAGGCUGGUGAUGUCUUGCACAACGGGCGUCAUCCCCACGGCAACCGCCGACAAAUUGGCAACAUUGCACAAAUUCCUGGACAACAACUCCGAUCGCAUUUUGGACACUUUAACCGCCCACUUAUUAGACAAUUAUGAGAUCGACAUCAAGCAAGUACCACAUGCGGCGGCACUUGCACUGGUAGCCGAUCCACUGGUUGUGUCCUGUGGUGUUGCCGGGUUCGCAAGAUCGUGUUUGUACGUUCUGUGGCCGGCAACCAACGGUGCAAAUGGCGAUCUGAAGGUGAUGAGGAAUAGCGAUUGGGAACGAGUCAGCACCUUCAAAUACAUCCUCACGCUGGCAGGGAAGGUCUGGAAAGACCACGUUACAGAAGUCGGCAGUAUGAUUGAAAGGAUUAGAAGUUCGGGCAAAUGCGAUAAACGCGACACUGCGGCGGUGCUCGAGAAACUCGCGCAGUUCCUCAGCUUGUUCUAA
Babesia ovata is the source of this 7032-nucleotide messenger RNA. RefSeq names its product thyroid adenoma-associated protein, putative. Bases 1 to 7032 code for a protein of 2343 amino acids. The record is from RefSeq and is a predicted model, not a curated record. NCBI's taxonomy places the organism in Eukaryota, Apicomplexa, Aconoidasida, Piroplasmida, Babesiidae. Gene Ontology annotation, cellular component: cytosol. The transcript is spliced from 2 exons. Gene Ontology annotation, biological process: tRNA methylation.